Penicillium atrosanguineum is the source of this 1614-nucleotide messenger RNA. RefSeq lists its product as uncharacterized. The record is from RefSeq and is a predicted model, not a curated record. The transcript is spliced from 2 exons. Lineage: Eukaryota; Fungi; Ascomycota; Eurotiomycetes; Eurotiales; Aspergillaceae. Bases 1 to 1614 code for a protein of 537 amino acids.
AUGUCAAACGUCACGGACUCGCUCGAGGGGAUACCCCUUGCACCGGGGCUGGUACCUCGCCGCUUGCUCCGCGAGGAAAUCACCUACUCCGUCGCUAAAGAAAAAGACUACAAUGUACUCCACGAGCUAAAAUACUGGGAUCAGCGAACUCAAUUUUUCAGGCACAUUCAGAAUAAUCAAUCGCUGCUUCAGAAGAUCGUCGCUCAUCACCUCGGUGUAUCCCCAGAUGUAUGCCAUGUUGCUGAGCCGCGAAAAUGGGCACACGGAAGCUUCAAUGUUUGUAUUCGUAUCGACAUUGAUGCUAUGGCACGGAAACCUGGGAGACGGGUGAUGAUAAGGCUGCCUCUGCCAUAUAAACUUGGAGAAAACAAACAUCCGGGUAAUAUCGAUGAGAAGAUCCGUUGUGAGGCUGGAACAUAUGUGUGGCUUCAAGAAAAUUGUCCAACAAUACCAAUUCCAAAGCUAUAUGGAUUCGGGAUGACCACUGGUCAGUCUUUCACUGCCUUGGAGUCCCGACCAUUCAUGACACGCAUGUUUUGGUCUCUUCGCCGAAACAUCUCAAAGUUGCUAGGAUAUCAAAUCGCAACUCCUUAUGUCCCAACUACAUACAAAGAAGCAUCAGCGCUAGGAACAGGCUAUCUCUUAAUUGAAUACAUCGACUCAACCCAAGGUGAAAUGCUUUCCAAUACAUGGCCUGAAAGGCGCCACAACCCAAAAUUACGACAAACUCUCUUCCGCGACCUCUCUCGCACUCUCCUCUCACUAUCACGUAUCCCUCUCUCAAAAAUCGGAUCCUUCACUUUAGACAAUGAGGGCUACUUAACCCUAAGCAACAGACCUCUCACUCUCGAUAUCCACUAUCUAGAGAACCAAAACAUUCCCAUCGACAUCCCGCGAAACAGCACUCACUCAAGCACCGAAACAUAUAUUAACGAUCUAUUCUCAAUCCAUGAAAGCCGUUUUCGUCAUCAGCCGAACGCAGUCAAUAACAUACAAGACGCCUUCUACCAAGCGUGCGGACUAACCAUAAUGCGAAGUGUUUGGCCGUGUUUCUUCCGCCGGGAUCUACUGCGCGGACCGUUCUUUUUCAAUCUUACGGAUCUGCAUCAGAGCAAUAUUUUAGUUGACAAGGAAUGGAAUGUUACGUGCAUUAUUGAUCUGGAGUGGGCCUGUUCACGGCCUGUGGAGAUGAUUCAUCCGCCCAGCUGGUUGUCGAAUCAGCCGAUGCAGCUCAUUGAUGAAGAACAGUAUACCCCUCUGCAUACGGACUUUAUGGCUAUUUUUGAAGAAGAGGAGAAAGCUCUCAGUCCGGAGAUGCAACCGCCUUUUCCAUUCUACCCCAUUUUGAAACAGGGGCUGGAAAAAGGAACGUUGUGGUGCUCUUAUGCAUUAAAUAGUCCGGGUGCUAUUUUCGAUAUGUUUUACAGGCACAUUCAGCCGCGAUUUGCGAAGAGCCAUAUUGAUGAGGAUUCGUUUUGGUUGAUUACUAUGCCCUAUUGGGGGUUUGAUAGCUAUCAGUUUCUGGAGGAUAAGCUGGAGGAUAAGGCGAGGUAUGAUGAGGAUCUGCGAAAGGUGUUUGAAAGGAGGGCGGAUGAGCACGACGCUCCUGAGUAA